AUGACACUUUUUUUCCUCGAAACAUGUUUACACGGAGUUUUACAUGACAACCGAUUGAAUUCAUCAUUCACACACCCCCAUUGUCCAUAUAAAAACAACGAAACGUUUCCGUUGUUAGUCAUAUCUGAGGUGAAACACUUGUUUAUAGGAAAGACUGAAUAUCCGGUGUAUAUUGACUUCAAACAAAAGUUCUCAGUCGAUGUGACAUGUGACAAUAAUGAAGUGAAUCAAUUUAAAGGCAACUUUGGUGUUGUUGGAAGGGAAAAACUAUUACAAGUUGAAAUUCCGAAGUGUGGAGAAUUUAUAGAAAGAACAGCAACAAUCAAAAAAGACAGCGCCGAGUUCAGAGUUAACUGCAAAAACGCUUCUGUUGCAUUUUCAAAUGAGGUUAAUGGGAAGGUUGGAUUAGGACAGAACAAUUACAUGUUUAUCAAUAUAUCAAACAUUCCACUGAUUCUCUACAUAAUAAACAGUGAUUUGUACACACAAUUUCUGACUUAUAAGAGCGUACAAGGUACUUUAUUAAUGAGCGACAAUUAUUUAAGAACAACAAAAGGAACUUUGUAUGACAGUGUGUAUUAUUAUAAUGUCUCAUUUAAGGGUAAAAAGAAAAAUGGAGGGAAAGAUGUCCCACAUAUGUAUUUUAGCAAUAGCCAAUAUUUCACUUGUGAAGACAAAGCUUUAACUUGUGCAAAUAAGACAUAUGCAGUACAAUGUAGUCAAGGGUUUAUUAUGAAUCAAGCAGGCAAUUGUAUUCAUAUAGAAAACUGUAAAACUACAAUAGGAGGUAUUUGUAUUGAACUUGGAGGGGCGUUCGACUAUGAAAACAAAGAAUUUACAAAAUGUGAUAACAACUGCUUUUUAUGUGUAAGAAAUGUCUGUUUUAUAUGUGGUGCUAAUUCGAUUCUAAUAAAUGGUAGUUGUCAAACAAAAGGAAUUGGAGGGAAAACAGUAAACUCUCAUUCUACAGUGAGUUGUGAAGAUGGUUAUUUCAACAUGUUAAAUUCAUGUCACAUGUGUCACACUCGUUUUGAAAAUUGUGAACUUUGUAACAAGAAAAAAUGCACCAAGUGUGUUUCUGGCUUUUCAUUUAAUAAAAUACAGCAAUGUGUUAUACAAACUUCAAUCCAAAAUAUCUUAAAAACGACACCACAAUGUCCACUUGGGUAUUCAGUAUCCGAAAAUGGGAAGUGCACUGAGUCAAUAUCACAUUGUAUACAUCAAAGCGAAUCCACCUGUUUACAAUGUGACAGCAAUUAUAUUCUCUCAUAUGGAAAUUGUUACCAAACUGUUAUUAGUAACAAUGAAAGUUGUAGGGUAUAUUCUUCCAUUGGGUGCAUUCGAUGUAAAAAGGGGUAUUACACUGACAAAUCCAACAAAUGCAGUCCGUGUAACAUUAAGUGUACUGAAUGCACUGGAAACUCCGAGAAGUGUCAGAGUUGUAUUCCUGGGACGGUCUUGUCGCAUGGGAAGUGUGUCACAAUAUUCACUCUUGAGGGGAUAUGUACUUCAUUUGAAGCGAAUGGGCAAUGCACGCGGUGUACCGAUGGGUAUUUCACAGUGAAUGGAACGUGUCAGAAAUGCACACAUCCAUGUGCGAUAUGUAAAAAUGAAUUGAUUUGUGAGAAGUGUGAAAACAAGUAUUUUAAGAAUGAAAUGAAUUUGUGUGAGAGUGUGUAUAACAUCUCAAAUUGUAGUGAAGUCUCGGACACUUCGGGUGUAUGCAGUGCUCCGAUGGGUAUUACAAAAGUGGACUGCGCUGUGCCAAAUGUCAAACAAAUUGUUCGAAGUGUAUAA
Molecule: messenger RNA, 1797 nt
Organism: Entamoeba invadens IP1
Lineage: Eukaryota; Evosea; Mastigamoebida; Endamoebidae
Exons: 2
Coding region: 1-1797 (598 amino acids)
Source: RefSeq, a predicted model, not a curated record